Molecule: messenger RNA, 2994 nt
Organism: Toxotes jaculatrix (banded archerfish)
Lineage: Eukaryota; Metazoa; Chordata; Actinopteri; Toxotidae
Gene: zfp64
Product: zinc finger protein 64 homolog (mouse)
Exons: 6
Coding region: 195-2270 (691 amino acids)
Biological process (GO): regulation of DNA-templated transcription
Molecular function (GO): RNA polymerase II cis-regulatory region sequence-specific DNA binding; DNA-binding transcription factor activity, RNA polymerase II-specific
Source: RefSeq, a predicted model, not a curated record
UCAGUGUUUUCAGAGAAGUAAACUGUUAUUGCCAUUGAUAACCAAUCCGCGGUAAACUUCGCGUGUGAAACAUGUAGCGUCUGCGUUGGCCGCGUCUUUAGUCGAGCCGGUUACAGUUUAACAUCAUGGCGGACGCCGUGUAGGCUUUUGAGGAGCCAGAAGACGAGUUGGUCUCCAUCAAAACAAGCUCGAAAAUGGCAACAUACAACGCCGAAGAAGUCGCUGCAGGACACUCUGUUGUGGUGGAGGUGAGCCCAGAUAUCCAUAUCUGUGGCUUCUGCAAGCAGCAGUACAAUAAUUUUGAGGUCUUUCUCGCCCACAAGCAACAUGGAUGUUACCUACCCACCUCUGACCCAUCAGCCACCGCUGCAGCAGCCACUCUUCCAGAUUCCAGCACUGAGUUCGUGUUCGAGGAAACCUACCAGACCUGUGUCAUGAGAGGUGUCAAAAAGAUCCUGACCAAAGCACAGAAAACACCUUCCAAAAAGUUAAAACCUACCCUGACUUCAAAGAGACACAGCUGCUGUUUCUCAGGUUGCACAUUUAAAACACAGUAUGGCCAAAAAGACAUGGAGCGGCAUCUCAAAACCCACACCGGUGAGAAGCCGUUUGAAUGUGAGCUGUGCCACAAGCGCUUCAGUCGGCGGGACAAGCUCAACAUGCACAGCCGCUUACACACAGGCGAGAAGCCGCACAAGUGUAAACACUGUCCCUACGCAGCAGCCGACAGCAGCAGUUUGAAGAAGCACCUGCGUAUCCACUAUGAUGAACGACCGUUUAAAUGCCAGAUCUGUCCUUAUGCCAGCCGCAACUCCAGCCAGCUCACCGUGCACCUCCGCUCCCACACUGGGGAUGCACCUUUCCAGUGCCAACAGUGUGAUGCGAAGUUCAAAAUCAACUCAGACCUGAAGAGGCACGUCCGGAUUCACUCGGGUGAAAAGCCUUACAAAUGUGACUUUUGUGAGUACCGCUGCGCCAUGAAAGGCAACCUGAAAUCUCACAUCCAGAUCAAACAUGCCACUGAGAACUCCUUCCAAUGCGUGCACUGUGAUUUCAAGUGUUCCAACAAGACAGCUCUGCGGCAGCACUCGCGAGAACACCAACCCACUCAGCCCAUCCAGUGUUCAAAGUGCACUUACUCGUGCUCCAGCAAGGGGGCGCUCAAGGUCCACGAGAGGAUCCACUCAGAGGAGCGACCCUUUAAAUGUGACUUCUGCAACUUUGCCUCCAAGCAGCGCAGCAACCUUGUCAUUCACAAAAAGAAGUGCCACUCAGAUAAGCCCGAGAAAGGCGGCAGAGGUGGAGGGAAGAGUGGAGGAGGUGACUCUCCAAAGCCUGUGAGCUCCCGGUAUCGGGCCAAACUGGACGCAGCUCGAGCCUUCUGCUGCGACUCGUGCGAUGCUUCCUUUGUGAGGGAGGACUCCCUGCGGAGCCACAGAAAGCAACAUAGAGAUACUCAGAAUGUGUUGCAGCUCCAUCUCUCUGCGCCAGCCGACGCUGUCAACUUGGUUCCCGUUACGACACCACAGAGCAACACCCAGCUUGAAGUUCCUAUAGCGUCUGACUCAAUGGCUCCUUACAGCAAUGCACAGCUCAAAAUCAUCGUAUCUCACCCUUUGGGCCAGGAGAACCCCUUAAUCCCAGCUGGUGUGGAUAGUCAGAGUAAGACCAACAUGGUCCUUCUAAGCCCAGAAAACCAGGACAUGGUAGUGAACUCCAUGAUCCAGCAGGUCAACCUGCUUGCUCCUAUGCAACCGCUCGGCUCGUCCCAGACUGCAGAAGCCACCCUCGAAUCCCAGACGGUGCUCUUGACACAACUCAACCCCCAAGACGCCAACAACCCACUCCACCAGGCCCUGCUGCAGACCGCCAUAACCACUCAGGACUCCAGCAGCGGCACGCAGACUUUCAUCACCACCUGCUCUGAACUGGAGGGCCUCAACGCCUUGAUCCAGGAAGGUGGCACAGAGGUCACAGUGGUGACAGAAGGGAACACCGCUAUGGUGACCACAGCAACACCACCCAACAUGGUAUGUGGUCCGUCGGAGGACAUGUCCAAAUCCGCAGGGACGGUUACGGUCGAGGAGAGUGCCUUACCCUGUGAGGAAAGUGCGCUACUGGUGCCCAACAUUGGCCUUGGCAGCCAGAAUGUGGUCAUCCACAGCGUUCCACUGAUUGUGUCCACUCAGCCACAGCAAAGUGCAAUAGGGCAGCUCUCUCCUCACACACUCUACACAGAUUCACACACACUGGAAGGUAUUCCACAGUGAGCGGAGGGUUCAGUGUGUUGAAAAUGAAAAGACUGUAUCGUAAGUUAUUUCUUUGCCAGUAAGAACUCUGAGGCCUAAAGGUUACGUAUGUGCAGGCCAUUAACAUAUAACAGUUUUUGUUUCUAGCAGUUUAACCACUUAAGUAACAAUACUGUUAACUUUGGACAUAUAAUUGUUCUAAUUUCCAGGUUUUAGAAUAUUUAAUUGUUGUCGUAGCACAUUCAUUCAGUCCAGAAUGUUUAACACUGAAUAACUUUUGAACAUGAAAGUUAAUCAUUAGCACAUCAUUUCAUACACUUUAUUUUCAAGUGUCAUUUUUGGAGGCAUCCGAACUAAAAUACUGUUUAUUUUCAUCAAACCUCUUAGAAGAAAUUCUAAAAGGUAGAAGAAUAAAAUCUUAAUCAAAUGGACACAACUUGAAAUUGAACUUCUUUGUGCCAUGGUUUUCUCCCGUUUGUCCAUAAGGUGGCAGCGGAGGAAUUAGAGUACAGGGAGAAGUUUACCCUGAAACUGUGGGUUAUUGCACUCUUGUAGUACUGAUUCUACAAAUUCUGUAUAUGUAGCUUUUUUUUUUUUUGGAAAUGAAUAUUUGCAAGCCCUCAUUCUGAGUCUACAAAGUAGAUGUCAAUUGUAGAAAGCAUCAGACAGCAUAUCAAGGUCUUAUUUUCUAAAAGCCAAGUUGCUCUCCCAAUAGAUUUUCAAUAAAGUGCCUGUUUUGCUUGUG